CCCGCCUACAUUAAGGAGUCGCGAGCUAGCAGCCGGUUCCGCAUUGCGGGAAUCGUUGGGGGUUCUCAUCGCAGGCCGAUCGCUCGUGUCUCUGUCUCUCUCUCUCUCUACAACGCCUCGCGACAAGUCCGCAAAUCUCUCUCUGCUCAGGAGUUGUGGUGGUUGUGGUGGUGAGGGAGGAGGUCUGUAGUGCGCUUAGAUAGUCUUAGAGAACUAGCCGCUGUUCUAAGAGGGGGGGGGUAAGGUGUUGUGUGGUGGUGGUAGUGUCUUGGGGCCUAGGCAAAACAAUUUUCUUUCGCAGGGGGUGUGUGGUGUGUUGUGUGUGGGGGCCCCUUUGGCAGUCUAUUAUAUAACGUAUCUCUUACGCCUUUUGGGGCAGUCUGUUACACUUUUUUGCCUAGUUGGAGGCCUUAGACGUUCGAUACGAUACGGCAGGGGUUGUUGGGUAGGCUCUCGGAGGUCUGGUUACAAUCACGAACAGUUUAAGCCGGGGGGGCGGCGAUCCUUUUUGACAUUUCGACUUUUUUCCUAUAAAACCUUACACAGACCGCCCCCCUCUCCCUCCAGCUUAACGUAUCGAUUAAUAACAAGACAAAUUGGCGAUCUUUAUUAGCGUCUCCGUAAACGAUAUUAGUAACAAUUAGAAUAAAUCCGCUAACGGCUGUUGUAUAUUAAAAUUUGUUUUUGGUGAGGCGGUUGGUGGUGGUAGUGGUGGUGGUGGUUUAAAGGUCGGUUUUUGGGGGGGGGUUUAGCGAGAUGCUUUAACAAGCGAACCUUUAUAUAAAAGUACAACAUUAAAAAAAUAUUUAAUAAGUUAACCGGUUGCGGCUUUUGAGGAAGAGAGAGCGAGGCGCGUGUGUGUGUGUUCGUGUGGUUUUGUUUGGUUUGAUUUGUCGUCGCUGCGCGUGUUCAAAAAGUUUAUUUAGUUAGUCUGUAAAGAAGUACAAAAAGACGAAGAUCAUCAUCAUCAUGUCGGUCGUGGGUUUCGACGUCGGAUUUCAGUCGUGCUACAUAGCGGUCGCUCGAUCGGGUGGCAUCGAGACCGUGGCGAACGAAUUCAGUGACAGAUGCACUCCAUCGGUGAUCUCUCUGGGCCCGAAGAGUCGAGCCAUUGGCUCGGCCGCCAAGACCCAGGUCGUCACGAACUGCAAGAACACAUUCCAGAGCUUCAAGCGUUUCCACGGACGCCUUUUCUCGGAGCCGUACGUGCAGCAGCAGGCCGUGCGGCUGCCCUACCAGCUGGUGCCACUGCCCAAUGGGGGCGUGGGGGGCAAGGUGAUGUACAUGGAAGAGGAGGCGGUGUUCUCUGUGGAGCAGAUGAGCGGCAUGCUCCUGUCCAAGCUGAAAGAGGUGGCUGAGAGUGCCCUGAAGAAGCCCGUCACGGACUGCGUCAUCUCUGUGGGUACCCGGGUCGCGACAUCCCCACUACCCAGUGGCUAGCGUGGGGUCUCAGUG
Messenger RNA from Petromyzon marinus (sea lamprey), 1455 nucleotides. Lineage: Eukaryota; Metazoa; Chordata; Hyperoartia; Petromyzontiformes; Petromyzontidae. The record is from RefSeq and is a predicted model, not a curated record.